AUGUCUUCCAACGCUGUGGUUGAUACUGGCAGCGAUAAAGACCAGCCUGUGAAGGAUGUCACUGAGCAAAAUGUCGAACACUCUAAGCCAGUUUCCCGCUUUACUCGAUGGUAUCGAAGCCCUUUAUUUAAUGUCAUUAUCGUGGGUUUAAUCUCUUUUACCCAGCCUGGAAUUUGGAAUGCCCUCAACAAUACUGGCGCUGGUGGUCAGCAGGAGCCAUACCUUGUCAAUGGCGCCAACUCGCUCACCUUUGGCAUCAUGGUGUUUGGAUGUUCCCUGUUCAGUAUUGUGGCCAAUAAAAUUGGUCUGAAAUGGGUUCUUAUGAUUGGUACUCUUGGAUAUGCGCCUUAUUCCGCGGCUCUCUACACCAACAACCGAUACGGAACUGAAUGGUUUGUUCUGCUUGGGGGUGCCACCUGUGGCAUUGGCGCAUCAGCCCUUUGGGCUUCAGAGGGUGCUAUCGCUUUGGGUUAUGGCGAUAUUAAGGAUCGUGGAAAAUUCACUGGAAUUUGGCUUGGUCUGCGAGAGCUCGGGCAACUUAUCGGCUCCUCAAUUCAGCUAUCACUCAACGUCGGUUCCGGAAAGCGAGGUCGCGUUGGAUACAGCACUUAUCUUGUUCUAAUUGCUCUUCAAUGCCUCGGUCUUCCUCUGGCGUUUCUAAUCUCAUCCCCGCAUAAAGUCAUUCGAUCCGACGGCUCCAAGCUUCCCCAGAAGGAGACCAAGACGACCAUCAAAGAACAGUUCAGAAGAUGGGGCGCUCUUAUCAAGAGAAAGCAGUUCUUCCUCUUGAUUCCCAUUCUCGUCGGCUUCAAUUGGAACACCACAUACUUGGGUAUUUACCUCGUUAAGUACUUUUCUGUCCGGGCGCGUGCUUUGGCUUCAUUGAGCUCUGGUAUUGCUGCCACUGCCGCCAACAUCUUCUGGGGAUGGUUCUUCGAUCUCAAGUACUUCAGUCGACCUCAACUUGCUAGAGCGACGUGGGCCUUUUUGGCAGUUACCAUGACUGCUCUGUUUGGCUGGCAGUUUGCUAUGGAAUUGGAGUACGGCAAAGCUAGCCCUGCUGUUACUCUAGACUGGGAUCUUCCAGGAUUUGGUCGGGGUUUUGCUGUUCAAGUCCUUCUUCGAUUUAUGAACGAAUCUCACUACAUGUUUGUGUACUGGCUCAUCGGAACUUUCUUCGAGGAUGUUGAGACUCUCACUCUUGCUGUCGGUCUGGUUCGAUCAUUUGAAUCUCUUGGUUCAUGCUUGGCGUUUGGUGUCGGCGCUGCCAAGGUGCCUUCUCUUACAAACCUUAUCGUUGCCUUUGCAAUGUUCGCUAUCUCACUGCCUUCAACAUCUUUUGCCGUUUUCCUUGUUCCUGAGCGUCCAGAAAACCACGCACUUGAUAGGAGAGAGGAGUCUGAGGAAUAG
Messenger RNA from Fusarium sp. VM40, 1410 nucleotides. NCBI's taxonomy places the organism in Eukaryota, Fungi, Ascomycota, Sordariomycetes, Hypocreales, Nectriaceae. The record is from the annotation of a GenBank genome assembly.